AUGCCUUACCACCCAGCAUCAUGGCUCUCGGCCGUCAUCCCGGGUAUCAUGCUGCUCUGGGGGUCCGUCGAGGCGCAAGAUACUUGGUGCGGCAAAGUCUACAAUGGAUCGGCGCAAAUCAUCCCGGGCGGCUGGAUGGUUGAGCCUGAAGCCUCGAGCAGCCCGUUGCUGGAUGUCCAGGUCACGCCUCGACACAGCAUCUACGUCGGGAGCGAGACCAGCGCAGAGCUCAUCGUGGACGCGGCACUCUCUUACUACCACGGCGCUCCUUAUCUAGGGUCGUCGACGUCAUCAGGGGCAAGCAAUUCAUCUUCUCCCGACACGCUCAGCUUCACGCUCACGGUGGGAGGGAUCGACAUCGGAUCUGCCAGUGUCGGCGUCAACACGACCGACAACCUGGUGCAGUUCAACGUGAGCCAGCUGACACCAACGACAACGCCCUACCCGGUCGUGCUGACGGGCAGCACGUCGACGGGCAACUACUCGGCCUCCUCGGAGCUCCUCUACCUGCCCGACAAGACCAACGGCAGCGUGGUCAAGAUCGACAGGCUCUACAGCUCGAUCCUGUACCGCAGCAACAACACAGGCAACGUGUUCAAACCGUACUUCCCCUACGGCUACUAUGGCGACUACGGCGGCUGGUUCGACAUCCCAGGCGAGCCUACAACCUACAGAGACCUAGGCUUCAACGCGCUCAACCCGGUCACAGACUUUACCGACUCGGACAUGACGUACACCAUCGACGAGAUGGACGGCAUCGACCUCCUGUGGCAGUACGACAUGCGCAACUCGUACCAGAACCUCACCUCGGUGGCGGGCCAGGUGCCGCUCGUCAAGGACCACCCAUCGCUGCUCAGCUACUACACGGCCGACGAGCCCGACGGCUGGGGGUACACCUUCAACUCGACCACGGACGCCUACGACCUCCUCGCCGCCCUGGACCCGUACCACCCGACCGCGCUCGUGCUCAACUGCCAGAACUACUACUUUGCGCAGUACUCGGCCGGCGCCGACAUCAUCAUGGAGGACGCCUACCCGGUCGGCAUCAACUGGACCUUCUCGCCGGCCUGGGACACCCCCGUCAACCGCACCUACGGCGACUGCGGCUGCGACAACUGCGUCGGCGACUUCAACCUGCUCAACGUGCCCCAGCGCGUCGAGGACUUCCGCGCCUACGCCUCCUGGAUCGGCGGCGGCGGCGCCGUCCUGCGCAAGCCCAUCUGGGCCGUGCCCCAGGCCUUCUCCGGCGAGAACUACUGGAGCCGCGACCCCACCGCCCACGAGACCUGGGCCAUGGACCUGCUCGCCUUCAACCACGGCGCCAAGGGCAGGCUGGCCUGGAUCUACCCGCCCUCGGCCGUCCUGGGCAACGCCACCAGCCUGCUGGCGCGUGUGGUCACGGUCUCGCCUGUGGUGGACUUCCUCACGGGCGCGAACCCAGUGCUGGUGAGCGACGGGCGCCGCGCUGGUGGCAAUAGUAGUAGCAGUAGUAGUAGUAGUAGUAGUAGUAGUAGUAGUAGUAGUAGUAGUCUGGAUGUGGCGUACUGGGCGGUCCAGGGGGAUGGUGUGCUUGUGGGUGUGGUGAACCCGGCCAACACGACGACGGCGGCGCCCUGGGGCAAUGUGAGCUGGACCUUUGACGGGAGUAACUUGGUGGCCAGUAGUGGGAUUGAGCCGCAUGGGACGAGUUAUGUGAUACUGCAGUAGACUAUUGUAAUGUUGGUAGUUUCGAGAGU
Molecule: messenger RNA, 1736 nt
Organism: Cryphonectria parasitica EP155
Lineage: Eukaryota; Fungi; Ascomycota; Sordariomycetes; Diaporthales; Cryphonectriaceae
Exons: 3
Coding region: 1-1707 (568 amino acids)
Source: RefSeq, a predicted model, not a curated record